Coregonus sp. 'balchen' is the source of this 1545-nucleotide messenger RNA. The record is from the annotation of a GenBank genome assembly. NCBI's taxonomy places the organism in Eukaryota, Metazoa, Chordata, Actinopteri, Salmoniformes, Salmonidae.
AUGACGACAGGAAUGACACGCCUGGGCUCAAUCACGAUACAGUACUGCCCCCAUCUCACUAAGCUGAUCUUCAACUUUAAUAGGUUAAAGUCAUUGAGUGACAGCCUCUUCAGUUCACUCCAGAAGCUGAGGACUUUUCAGGUGAAGGGCAACGUCAUAUCCCACCUGCUCAGGCAGCUCUUAAAGAACCUCCUGAGUCUUCGUGCUGUUGACCUGUCCCAGAACAUACUCACAGGGGUGGACGGGGAGCUCCUCAGCGGCUUGUCCCAGCUAGAGUCCCUCAAACUACUCACAUAAAAAAAUACUACAGUUUACUUUAGAAUACUGCAGUACUUAUUAUAGAAUUCUGUAGUAAACUGUAGUAUACUGUAGAACACUAUACUACACACUGUUGUAUCCCUCAAUCAUGUGUAGUACUUCGUAUAGCAUUUUGUAGUAUACUGUAGAAUACUAUAAUAAAUACUACAGUAUUAUCCACUCAAAAAAAUACUGUAGUAAAUACUACAGAAUUUCCCAACAAGUUAUGGAAAGUUUGCUCUUUUAGUAUUUCUCCGGUAGGUUUCCUCAAGGACAAAUCUUCAAUAUUAAAGAUAAUAAAACAAAAACACUUUAGUAAAUACUAUAGUAUAAUACAGUCCGCAAAAACAAUACAGUAUAUACUUGAGUAUACGUACUACAGUCCGCAAAAACACUACAGUAAUUACUAUAGUAUAUACUAGCAUUUUUUUACUACCGUAUUUAUACUUUAGUAAAUUGUAAAUACUACAGUAUACUACAGUAAAUACUACAGGAAAGUCCACAAAAACACUACAGUGAAUACUAUAGUAUUCCUACCAUAGUAUACACUAUAGUAUUUUUCGUGUGUGUGUGUGGGCUACAACCUGAUCAAUGUCCUCUUGCUCGACACUUUCCACUUCUCCCAGGUGAAAGAGCUUUGCCUGACUGGGAAACCAGAUAUCUUCCCUCUUCUCACAUUUAGAGAAACUAGAUGGGCUGAACCUUUGCAGCAACUUGAUCUCAAACUUCAGCUCUGAAACCUUUCCCUCUCGCUUCGAAGAGCUGGAUCUCAAAGGCAACAGGCUGGUGCAGCUCUUGCCUGACUCAUUCGGCCGUCUAACCAGUCUUCCCCACCUGUUCCUGUCCAUGAACCAGCUCAUUGACCUUCCAGAGGACUUCUUCGGGAACCUGACGGCCCUGCAGAACCUGGACCUCUCGGAGAACCAGCUCACAUCGCUGCCCAGAACCAUCUUCCAAGAUCUCACCAAGAUCAAAAUCGUCCACCUGCAGAAUAACAACCUGAGCUUUCUGGAGGCAAAGCUGUUUGAGGACCAGGCCUUCCUGGAGAAGCUGUACCUCUCAGAGAACGACCUCCAGACCCUUCCUCAGGGCUUCUUUGAUGCGUUCUUCCACGAGAAUGUGAUGAGAAUUCGCAGGAACGACUGGAGCUGCGACUGCCACAUGCUGUAUCUGUAUGACUAUGUGGCGGGGCAAGGUCAAUUGGUGGAGGACAUAAGUAACGUGUAUUGUACGGCCCUGGGCCUUUGA